AUGACCACUGCUAUCUUCAACUACCUCGAUCCAUCUUCAUUUGAUCCUCAUGCCACAGAAGCCUUCAAAAAACCAUGGAGUAAAGUCGACGGGCCUGGAUUUUCUUUUAAAUUGAUAGACCAAGAACGCCCAGUGGAAAAUAUCCGAGGCAGAGAGUCUGAAUUUUCAACCGACUUGUCCGGAUUCUCUGUGUGUAAGGCACCUGCAAAGGAGACUUUGUUCACAGACGAAGAGCAAGUGAAAUCAGGAUAUUACGCUGAAAUAGAAGCCCUGCUUCGAGAUAAGCUGCCUGGUGUGAAAAAGGUAGUCAUAUUUGACCACACCAUCAGACGGAGAAUUGAGGGAUCAGCUCGCUCUCCAGUCCAAUUAGUACACGUCGACCAAACACCCGCCGCUGCUGAAUUGAGAGUGCGUCGUCAUACGCCAGAAGACGAAGUAGAAGAGCUAUUGAAAGGUCGAUACCAAAUUAUCAACGUCUGGCGACCAAUUGAAAACGCAGCUGCAGAUUUCCCUCUAGCCCUGAUCGAUUGGCGGAGCACCAAUCUUUCUGACUUUAACCGGGUUGAUCUCUUGUAUCCUAAGGCAUAUGAGGAGAUUGGAGAAGUCAUGGCUAAUCCUGAAUCACAUUCAUCGACAGAUGGAUACGAGGUUAAGGGGGAGACAUACCUUCUUACUCCUCAUGAUUCACAUCGGUGGUUUUAUGUGAAGGAUAUGACGCCAGAGGAGGCAUUGUUGAUUAAAUGUUUUGAUUCCAGAAGCUCUCUCAUGACGGACGGACAGACUGAUAUUGCCCAUGCGACGGGCCAUACUGCUUUUAUUGAUCCACAGACACCAGCGGCAUCUCCAGCGAGACAGAGCAUUGAAGUUAGAUGCUUGGUGUUUUAUGAGUAA
This is a messenger RNA of Penicillium taxi, 891 nucleotides long. RefSeq lists its product as uncharacterized. Bases 1 to 891 code for a protein of 296 amino acids. Lineage: Eukaryota; Fungi; Ascomycota; Eurotiomycetes; Eurotiales; Aspergillaceae. Gene Ontology annotation, molecular function: oxidoreductase activity. The transcript has a single exon. The record is from RefSeq and is a predicted model, not a curated record.